AUGAGCGAUGAGGAUGAUUGCCCGCCGUUGUGUGACUUGGAAGCUAUGGUAGACUCCAACGGAGAGGACGAAGAGUGGGAAGUGGCUGAGGAGCAAAAUGAUCCUGUUCAUUGUUUGUUCUGUGAACUUAUCUCACCCACUAUGACCGUAGCUAUAAGGCACGCGAAGCAACAACAUGAUUUCGAUCUUGCCGGCGUAAGACGGAACUUCCAUUUGGAUGAAUACUCAUAUAUAAAAAUGAUCAAUUACAUCCGACGAGAAAAACCCAAACCGGAACUAUUUAAAAAUAUAAAGGGCAGCAGUUUACCGUGGGCUGACGAUCGGUAUCUGCAGCCUGUAGCCAAUGAAACAUGGCUAAUGUUCGAUCUAGAUGAGUUAGAUGAAAUUAUGCUCAACAACGGUGGUGGCAGUGGAAACGGUGGUAUGCUAACAGAAAAAGAAAACGGUAACAGCAUAGGAGAAACUAUGACUCUUACGACGGACCAGUACCGUAAACUACAGGGAAUCAUUAACGAUCUGACUGCGCAACUUCGAGAGAAAGAAAAUCUACUUCAACAUGCCUCUAGCAGCAUCGAAAAAAUGAAGGAAAGCUUUCGUAAUGUGCUAGCAGAACAACAACAGCCAAGUGUGGACGAGGAUGCGAAUGUCAACGAAGAAAAUAAAGGAGGUGAUAAAAAACUUGAACAGAUUAAGCGCAAACUACAACAUUGUGUCAGCAGCGUGUCCGUGGACGACGAUCAGAGUUACUUUAAUACCUACUCCCAUUUCGGGAUACAUCAUGAUAUGUUGAGUGACGAAGUACGUACGUCGAGCUAUCGGGAUGCGAUUCUGCGAAAUACGGAUAUUGUGAAAGAUAAAACGGUGUUGGAUUUAGGAUGUGGAACAGCCAUAUUAUCGAUGUUCGCAUCAAAAGCGGGAGCAAAGGAAGUGAUAUCGGUGGAUCAAUCGGACAUUAUCUACCAGGCGAUGGAUAUAGUUCGCAAAAAUAACAUAGAAAAUAUUCGCUUCGUCAAAGGGCGGCUAGAAGACACCGAAUUGCCAGUAGAAAAGGUUGAUAUAAUCGUGUCCGAGUGGAUGGGUUAUUUUCUGUUGUUCGAGGGCAUGAUGGAUAGCGUAAUUUAUGCGCGUAAAAAGUAUCUAAGAGAAGGUGGAUUAAUAUUGCCAAAUCGCUGCAACAUUAGUAUCGCCGGAUACGGAGAUCUCGAGCGGCACAACGAAUUUAUCGGGUUCUGGCAAGAUGUGUAUGGGUUCGAUAUGUCAUGUAUGAAGAAAGAGGUACUUCGCGAAGCUACGGUAGAAGUUUGUAAGCCAGAGCACAUCAUAACCAACGCAAAUAUUAUUGCCAAUUUUGAUCUAAUGGAGGUGGACGUAGAUUGCCCCAAUUUUAGCUAUGAUUUUGCGUUAACGGUGAAAAGAAAUACACACCUAACAGCGCUAGUUGGGUAUUUCGAUACUUUCUUUGAGCUUCCAGAACACAUCGAAUUUUCUACUUCUCCGUACUCGAGACCGACACACUGGAAACAAACCAUUUUCUAUCUUGAAGAACCGGUACCGGUAAAAGAAGGACAAUCAAUCACCGGCAAAUUUGUUUGUCGCCGAGACCCGAAAGAUGUGCGCUCAUUGUUUAUAAAUAUUGAAAUUUUAAACAUGGUCCUAAAGUAUACACUUAACUAGCAGGUAGGAAUACUGAUACUAAUCAGUUAAAAAAGCAAACAAGCUA
Messenger RNA from Anopheles nili, 1720 nucleotides. RefSeq lists its product as uncharacterized. The record is from RefSeq and is a predicted model, not a curated record. Gene Ontology annotation, biological process: peptidyl-arginine methylation. Bases 1 to 1674 code for a protein of 557 amino acids. The transcript has 3 exons. NCBI's taxonomy places the organism in Eukaryota, Metazoa, Arthropoda, Insecta, Diptera, Culicidae. Gene Ontology annotation, molecular function: protein-arginine N-methyltransferase activity. Gene Ontology annotation, cellular component: nucleus.